Molecule: messenger RNA, 3433 nt
Organism: Pangasianodon hypophthalmus (striped catfish)
Lineage: Eukaryota; Metazoa; Chordata; Actinopteri; Siluriformes; Pangasiidae
Exons: 8
Coding region: 124-2487 (787 amino acids)
Biological process (GO): receptor guanylyl cyclase signaling pathway; intracellular signal transduction; cGMP biosynthetic process
Molecular function (GO): guanylate cyclase activity; peptide receptor activity
Source: RefSeq, a predicted model, not a curated record
ACUAAACAAGUGACAUACCAGAGUAACGCGAAGAGAAUUUAAAACACAACUUUAAAACCGGUUUAAACCAGAAUCGAAGGAUUAACACGGAGCGCGUGAAGCCGCGUGAAUCCACCAAUCACAAUGCAGCAUUGUGCAAUUAUUAGCCUACGUCACCGAUUGAGUACCGUUAAUGUCCAGCAAAGGAGAGGAAGAUGCUCGAAUGGGUGUUAUAGUGAAGAAAAGGCGAUUUAUUUCCAAAACUAUUGUAAAUAUCGUCGAAGCUGCCUUUUAAAAGAUAAAGAAAGAGCCCAAACUUUUAACAGCCCAGUCCGUGGAACGCAGGAGAGGUGUCUCAUGUCAUCACUGGAGUCCAUGAAGAAGGACUGUUUGGCAUCCAGCACCUUGUCCUCGACCUCUUUAAAAGGCACUUUAACCAAAAUUCACAGCAGAAAACACGAAGCCCGAGAGAAACUCUUAGCACACAGCCAAGAGGAGACGGAGGAAAACUGUAAUACUUACAGUCUGUCUCUCCCCAGUUGCAGUUGCGGCAGUUGGAAUCGCACGGUUCGCAGGAUCCUGGUUGCCUGCGUCAUCUCUUUCCUGGCUCUGUUUUUCUCCGUGGCCAUGGACUUCAGUUCCUCCCUGGAUCAGUGGCAGAUGACUGAGAACUGCCUCACUGAACUGACCUCCUGCAGGAUUCAAGCUACACUCCGAAUCAUUACUGAACUCCAAAUGAUGAGAAACUCAUGCUCAUCGAGAGAGAGCAAAUAUAACGAUCAAGAGAUUUUCCCAACUCCUGAACUUCUUGAAAUGUCAACCAUCAGACACACUUGUACAGGUGUGGAAAUGGACGGCUUGGGGCAGCCUUGUGGCGCAGAGCUCACCGAGUUUUGUGAGCAGCUUCAGACUGACUUUUCUGGAUUUGUUAAUGUGAUGUGGGGAGAUGAUCCAACAUGCAGCAAUGGGACCUGGAUUUUCACUCCUGCAAUUGAAAAGAUAUUAGAUUUAUCGGGCAUAAGAGGUGUGCACAUUGGUCUUCUGAAGCACAGUGAAGACUGGACAGACAUGAUCACUCUGAGAUUUCUAGUUACUUUCCAAGAGCUGAACCAUCAGUGGAUCUUGAAUGAAAGAGGACCAGACAUCCAAUAUAAAUGGUUACAAACUUUAACCACACUGAUGGUCCUCCAAGACAUAUCUGAGAAUUUCCAGAGCUGCUGGAUGGAGAAUGUUGACCAGGAGCUCAACCUGAAAGACUUUUCCCUCUAUAACCCUGGUUCUUCUUUGGAAGGAGCCCAAAUGUUCAUUCUUGCCUUGAGGAACAUCCAGAACUGCUUUCUUGCAAGGACCACGUCAGCCCUGAAGCUGAAAUCCAGAGAUGUCUUAUCCAGCAUAAGCCUUAAGAUCUGCCUGCUCACCAUUGCAUGUCUCAUCUACCCCAUUGUACUGCUCUCCUUUAAGCAGAUGACGGGGUGGAUCCAGGACUACGCACAGACUUUGAAGGAGAAGACAGAAGAUUUGAAAAAUCAGAGGCAGCUUGCAGAGGAUCUCCUUCAUCAGAUGCUGCCCAAGUCCGUGGCUAAGCAGCUUCGCAAAAACAGACACGUAGAGGCUGAGAGCUAUGAGAGUGUUACCAUUUUCUUCUCAGACAUUGUGGGCUUCACUGCCAUAUCAGCCUCGUGCACACCUCUGCAAGUCGUUGAGAUGCUCAACAAUCUGUACAUGUGCUUUGAUACGCGCAUUGACUCCUACGAUGUCUACAAGGUGGAGACUAUUGGUGAUGCCUACAUGGUAGUGAGUGGGCUUCCUGAGAGAAAUGGGGAUAAACAUGCUGAUGAGAUCGCCAAGAUGUCUCUAGACCUGGUGGCUGCUGUGAGGCAGGUUCCCAUUCCCCACAUGCCCAACAAACGUCUUCAGCUUCGAGCAGGGAUACACACAGGACCAUGUGUAGCUGGAAUUGUCGGCUACAAGAUGCCCAGGUACUGUCUGUUUGGAGACACGGUUAACACAGCCUCCCGAAUGGAAUCCACCAGCCUGCCUCAGAAGAUCCACGCCAGCUCUGCAACUUACCUGGCUCUGAUGAAAGACAACGCAUAUGAGCUCCAGUUACGGGGAGAGAUCGAGGUGAAGGGGAAAGGAAAAAUGAACACCUACUGGUUGAUCGGCCACAAAAACUACAGUGUCCAGAAUGACAGUCUGGUGUGCCACUGGAACCCGAACCUCUCCAGAAAGAAAAAGACCCCUAUAGGGAGUAAUGUCUCAGUGGCAAAUUCCACUAUCACUGUACAGAGCGUGAGUGAAAGAACCACGCCGGUUUCCCAGCCUGAGGCUCUUUACAUACCAGAGACAUCAGAGGUUACAAUGUGUGUAUCGGCUCAGGUGGAGAACACUGUGGGCGGCUUCGGGACACUCGGUUCUAUGAUGGGGGCUCUUCAAGAUGAGGAGAACUCCACCAACGCACAAAUGUACAGAGAAACCUCACUACCAGGCCUCGUGCCACACUGCUAGACAGAACUGAGAGUUAAACAUGACUGUGCAUUUUACAUGUAGAUAAACAGGUUCAGAGAAUCUUAGGCUUAUAUUACUUAGUUACGCUCUCAGUUAUUUAUGUUCUUAACCAUUUAAAAAUUCUACUAAAACAUAGACUCUCAUCUCCUUUAUGAUAUACAUGGGCUAAGAAGGGUUAGGGGCCCAUGUGGGACUAGGGCAUGGUGGCCCAUAUUGGCCCACCUGUAGCCCCCGAGGCCCCACAUGGAUUUUUAUAGACUCCGUUUGAGUGGCCAAAUCAGGGCCCAAAAACCUGCCCAUUGCUAAUCCAUACGGACAUGUUGGCUGAGAGUGUAGCAGUCUAAUUUAUGUUUGAAAUAGACAUAGGUUUGGAUGCAAGUGCACAAAGCAGACAACUCCAAAAGAGCAAAUCAGAAGCAAAAUUGACAGAAAGGCGAAGUAUCAGGAGGUUAACAAACAAAUUUGUGUGACUAAGCAGAACUCAAUACCGAAAAGGUGUGUAUACAAACAAAAGACUGAGUAACACAACUACUGGAAUGCUAGGAGCAAGACUUCGCAAAGAUACACUGAAAGCCUGGUUUGCUGUUUGGGAACAGGUGAACAAGGUAGCAUAUCAUGUGACAGGGUUUGUAGUUCAUUCUUAGGCUGAGGUUGUGUAAAACAGAAUUUGUGUUUGGACAUGAGUAGCUUUAGCAAUUUUGGUUUAUGUUAUAAUUUCUCUUUUUGACUAUACUUCAUUGUAAUUAGGACUGUACAGAUGUAUGUCUCUUUUCUCUCAUUGGUCAGUGUGUAUUUUUCCUCUUUACUCUUCUAUUUUUAAUUUUUCAAAUUUUUGGUUUUUGUCUGUCUUUUUAUGCUACAUGAUGGUGAGAGAUUGUAGAUAGGAUUUCAUUAUGCUGUACAUUACAAAUAACAAUUCAUACCUUAGUGUUUAACAAAUUAAACA